UCCCCCAGGCCAGCCUGUCGCCCCUCCGACCUGGUCGCGCGGUGCUCGUCGCGCGUCGCGGGAGCGGGCGGUGACCUGACGGCUGGCCACAGAGGGAGCAUGGCGCUCUUAGCCGUGCGCUUGGUGCUGUUGCUCCUGGCCGGGGACUUGGCAGUCUCCUUGGACUCUUUGAGCUCUGAGUUUGACCAACAUUCAGAAUACAGAACACCAAGCUGCAAUCAGUAUAAAUUACCAGGAUGUCCCAGAGACUUUAGCCCCGUGUGUGGAAGCGACAUGUCCACUUAUCCCAAUGAGUGUACUCUGUGUUUGAAAAUCAGGGAAGAUGGGCAUGAUAUUAAAAUAAUCCGGAGUGGACCAUGUUGAUGGAGCAGUUUAUAGAAGAGAACUUAGAGAAACCACCUUCAACAGUAUGCUGGAUGAAUUCCAUUUCCCCUUUUCUCUUUCCUAUGUUCCUUUGCAUGGGAUUUGUUAGCCCACACUUUCUGAGAGGAGGUGUGGAAGAGAGCUAUGUGCAGUGACUGAUAAUUAAAACAAACACAAAAAAAUCCUUGUUUCUUGGCUUUUGCCCCUUGAGUUAAGCUUAUUACCCAGGUGCCUUGUGCGUUGCUUUAUUUAGCUGGAAUAAAAUCAGCAUUGUCUUCAAGUAGUGCUGUUCUCUGUUGAAUACCCAUUCUUACUCAGCAGGCUCCUGGUGGCUCUUCUCUCAAAGGUGAAUUUCAUAAUGGC
Mirounga angustirostris (Northern elephant seal) is the source of this 726-nucleotide messenger RNA. RefSeq names its product serine peptidase inhibitor Kazal type 2 (gene SPINK2). NCBI's taxonomy places the organism in Eukaryota, Metazoa, Chordata, Mammalia, Carnivora, Phocidae. The record is from RefSeq and is a predicted model, not a curated record. Gene Ontology annotation, biological process: spermatid development; negative regulation of serine-type endopeptidase activity. Gene Ontology annotation, molecular function: protein binding; serine-type endopeptidase inhibitor activity. The transcript has 4 exons. The coding region runs from base 100 to 363 and encodes 87 amino acids.